This is a messenger RNA of Oncorhynchus nerka (sockeye salmon), 5815 nucleotides long. RefSeq names its product consortin-like. NCBI's taxonomy places the organism in Eukaryota, Metazoa, Chordata, Actinopteri, Salmoniformes, Salmonidae. Gene Ontology annotation, cellular component: trans-Golgi network; transport vesicle; plasma membrane. Gene Ontology annotation, biological process: positive regulation of Golgi to plasma membrane protein transport. The record is from RefSeq and is a predicted model, not a curated record. Gene Ontology annotation, molecular function: connexin binding. Bases 62 to 2626 code for a protein of 854 amino acids. The transcript is spliced from 12 exons.
CAGUUACGUCAUUUUGUUUGGAUCGGUCUCAGGAAGAGAAAUCUGCAACAUCAGUCGGUCAAUGUUCGGUUCAGCACCCUGCGUACUGGAUACAAGACACGAAAUUAAUCACAUCGUAAUAGGAGGGCUGUGUCUGGUAAGCGUGGCAGGGGGAGUUGCUGACCUUCAUGCUGAGAGGUCACGGAGGAGAAGACCCAUGGAUGAUGGUCAGUGUGAGAGGGAGGGGCCAGUGUUGUCUGAGGGUGGGGUUGACCUCCACCGCAACCAAUCAGACCCCUCGGAACCAAAUCAGAACCAAAACCAGAACCGGACGCAGACUCAACUAGAGGAUGGUCAGAGGGUUGGACGAGACUUCAUCCAACAGAACUCUUUAAACAACAAUGUGGAGGAAGAGGAGGAGGAAGGUAGAACGGUGAAGGGAGAGGAAGACGGGGAUGAGGAUGAUGUGAUUGUGGAAGAAGAGGAGGAGGACAGCAGCGUGACUCACGGCCAAUCACCCGACACUCCUAUGACUGACUGUUCCUUCUCAGACACAGGCAGUCCGGUAGCGCUCCGGCCCUCUGUGUCUCCAGAGACUACAGAUCCCAUCAGCUCCCAAGCAACAAGUCCAGACGAACCCUGCUACAGUGACCCUGCGGGCGAGACACACACCUCCACCACAGGACCCACUACCUCCAGUUCAGAACCUACCACCUCAAGCCCCACCUGCACCACAGGACCUACCACCUCCACCACUGGCCCCACCUGCACCACAGAACCUACCACCUCCACCACAAGCCCCACCUGCACCACAGAACCUACCACCACCACCACAAGCCCCACUUGCACCACCGGGCCUACCACCUCCACCACAAGCCCCACCUGCACCACCGGGCCUACCACCUCCACCACAGGCCCCACCUGCACCACAGGACCCACCAUUUCCACCCCAGGCCCCACCACAGGCCCCACCUGCACCACAGGACCUACCACCUGCACCACAGGACCUACCACCUGCACCACAGGCCCCACCUGCACCACAGGACCCACCAUUUCUACCACAGGACCUACCACAGGCCCCACCUGCACCACAGGACCUACCACCUGCACCACAGGACCUACCACCUGCACCACUGCAGAGCCUAGCCCUGCCCUCCUGGCCACCUUAAAGGAGUUAGGGGAACGGGGAGAUCACUCCCACCUGCCUCAGUACCUCCAUCAGGUAGCCGAGGCCUUUGUCCUCCAGGAAGAUUAUGAGCGAGCAGUGUGGUGUGUUCAGCUAGAGAGACUCUACCACCAGCGACUACUAAACAACCUGACAGCACUGCAGGAACAGUGGGAGAGGCGAUGCAGGGCAGACGGGCGGGGGGAGAGGAACAAUGACACUGACCUGACUGCACAGCAGCUGGACAUACUCACACACAUCUGCACGACACACCAACGACCCAGUCCUGGAGAAGAGAAGACUGUGGACUCUGUGCUGGAGAGUCCUGUUCGUGGUGAGGACAGACUGCCUGCAUGCCGCUCAGUUCGGUUAUUUGAGUGUUUGUUGGGGAUGGAGGAGGACCAGAGAGGAACAGACUCCACCCUCUCCCAGAGCAUCAAUCCAAUAAAAUCAGCUGGAGCCCUGAAGGACAGCCUCAGCUCCAAUGACUGUGCAGCUCUGGGUGUGGCACAGGACUGCAGAGACUCCCAGGGGAUUGGGAGGGCUGAAUUCGCAGACUCUCGGAGCGAGGGAACGGGUCAGCAGACGGAGAGUGAGAUGGAACACACCACUCAGGAGGGUUGCACUACGCCGGACCGCCCUACGGAUGGGGAAAUGAGCCAACCCAAGCAUGAGGAGCAGCAGGGAGGAGAGGAAAAACAGGAGGAGGUGGAAGAGGCAGAGGAGGCCUUGGCAUUAGAGGAAGAGGAGAAAGAGGAGAAGAGAGAUGGUGUUGAUUGUUUAAAAGCUCCUCUAGAGGAGAUCUCAGCCUUAGCAGUGAAGGAGCAGCUCACACUGGAGGAGGCCCAGCUGAGUGAGGAGAUCUCAGCCUUAGCAGUGAAGGAGCAGCUCACACUGGAGGCCCAGCUGCGCGAGGAGGCCCAGCUGCGCGAGGAGGCCCAGCUGCGCGAGGAGGCCCAGCUGCGCGAGGAGGCCCAGCUGCGCGAGGAGGCCCAGCUGCGCGAGGAGGCCCAGCUGCGCGAGGAGGAGUAUGAUAUGUUUGGAGUGGACAUGGUGGAGACUAUCAGAGACCGGGUGGCUUCUCUGGACGACCUGGCCAAACGCAUUACAGUGGAGGAGAUGACCCCUGUCCCUGGCCUUGUGUCCAUCCUAAAAAGGAGGAGUGUGUGUGUGGAGGAUGUGUGUGUGGCUCCCUUCUCGGCCCCACUCAAACACAAACACCCUGCUAAACGCAGGGUCCGCUUCAAAGUACCCGACGAUGGCUUUGACCAUGACGAGGUGGGCGGAGACUCCUGCCUGCUCCUCUUCCUGCUUUGCCUGGUCACCGUGGUGAUCAGCCUGGGAGGCACCGCCCUCUACUGUGCCCUGGGCGACGCCCAGUCCACUGUCUGCACCGACUUCUCCCGUAACGCUGACUUCUACCUCGCACAGCUGCAUCGUGGGAUGGAUCAGCUCCAAAACUGGCUAACCCCCGCGUCUUAGCUGACCCCCAAGAGGGGAGGAGAAGAGAAAUAGGGGGAGGGAAGGAAAGGAGAGGGGGAGGAGAAGGGGACAGAGGAGGAAAACUCCCUCGUUUUGCAGAGUGGAUACUCGCCUCUCUUUAUGUCCUGCCCUGUUUUAAUCUUUCUCUCUCUCUCUCUCUCUCUCUCUCUCUCUCUCUCUCUCUCUCUCUUUCUCUCUUUCUCUCUUUCUCUCUCUUUCUCUCUCUUUCUCUCUCUCUCUCUCUUUCUCUCUCUUUCUCUCUCUUUCUCUCUCUCUCUCUCUCUCUCUCUGUCAGUCUUUCUGUCUUUACUGGCUGGCCAGUUAGUGUGUUUGUGUGGCGGGAGAGAGUGAUUGAACGAUGUGUGUGUCUGUGUGGUACUGGUAGGCUGCAUCCACACUAAAAGUUCCCUAAGACAUCUGCAGUGCUGCCUAGUAGGACUGACCUAGGACCUGUAGUAUACUGGACCACCCAUAGACGUCAAAUGUACAAUACUGGACGUGGACUGACUCGAAGUCAGCCCAGAGGAAUGGAUAAUAUUCAUUACCACUGACCUUGAACCUGCUCACUACUACAUGGACCUGUCCUCUGGGUCCUUCGGGCAUGGAGAGAACUGCUCACCUGCGCAGACAGGAAGUGCUUGUGUAGCCAUUUCAGAAACCGGCACAGCUCUUUGUUUACUGCCGCCAUUUUUAAUCUCAUCUACACCUCAAAAAUAUGAACAAUUCUGCUGUGGUCAGAAACAUUAAAUAAUGUCUUUAAAAUAAUCUUCUAAUAAUGAAUGUUUUGUUGUAAUGAAACAGAUUUGACUUUCCUUUACGUUCCUCACUAUUGAGUAUUUUUUAUGUUGUAGGUAGGGUGUUUCUUUGGGCUGAGGAUAGAAGUUUCCCCGAAUCACAGAUCUAAGAUCAUAUCUUAACCGCAUCCUCAAGCAGGAGGGGGAUGAAAUAUCUGACCCUGUAUCAGUGGAUAGGGGAAUCUGCUACCCCUUCUGUUUAUUGGGUUGUUUUGGGGUACAGAUAGUUCAGCCUGAUUGUAGCGUUGGCCCCUUGAUGACCCUUAGUGUGUGUCAGACAGAGAUAUAUGCAACACGGACAAGAAAGCAAUACAUGUCUGUAAUCAUGUGCGUUAAAGAAUGUUAUUUUAUUUAUUUCGUUCUUAAAAAAAAAAAAAAAAGUAAACCCUUUUCCUCCCCAAUGUCAUGGUAUCCAAUUGGUAGUUACAGUCUUGUUUCAUCGCUACAACUCCCGUACGAACUCGGGAGAGGCGAAGGCCGAGAGUCCUCUGAAACACAAUCAAACCAACCCGGAUGCCAGCCGCACCAAUGUGUCGGAGGAAACACAGUGCACCUGCCGACUGUGUCAGCCUGCACUACACCCGGCCUGCCACGGGAGUCGCUAGUGCGCGAUGGGACAAGGACAUCCCUGCCGACUGUGUCAGCGUGCACUACACCCGGCCUGCCACGGGAGUCGCUAGUGCGCGAUGGGACAAGGACAUCCCUGCCGACUGUGUCAGCGUGCACUACACCCGGCCUGCCACGGGGAGUCGCUAGUGCGCGAUGGGACAAGGACAUCCCUGCCGGCCAAACCCUCCCCUAACCCGGACGACGCUGAGGCAAUUGUGCGCCGGCUGCGACAGAACCUGGACUCGAACCCAGAAUCUCUAGAGGCACAGCUAGCACUGCAGUGCCUUAGACCACUGCACCACUCCGGAGGCUCAGGCAUGUCUAUAUAUUUAUCUUUAUUGUCAAAUAAUUAUGGGCAUCAUCAUGGGAUUGUCAUGAUCAGUCUUACUACAGUUCAUUACCUCCUGCGAUCAAUGGACUCAAUUGAUUUUUUUUUUUACAUGUACAUUUUUUAUUUGUGCUUUUUUUCUUCUUUUUUGGACUUCUAGUCUAUUUAAUAAAUGAGCUGGUACAUUUUUUUUGUGACAGUUGGUGGAAAUGCACAAAGUCAGCGUGUCUUAGUUUCGUUAUGAAAAGUUCUGUAGACGUGGAUGAUUUGAUGGCGCAGGCUGGGCAGUGACUCUCAGGCUACAUCCCAAAUGUCUAGUGCCUUCCUCUCCUUGUCUACUCUCCUUCCACUCCUCCCUCUUCUCACCUACUCUCCUUCCUCUCCUCGUCUACUCUCCUCCCUCUCCUCGUCUACUCCCUCUCCUCGUCUACUCUCCUCCCUCUCCUCGUCUACUCUCCUCCCUCUCCUCGUCUACUCUCCUCCCUCUCAUCGUCUACUCUCCUUCCUCUCCUCGUCUACUCUCCUCCCUCUCCUCGUCUACUCUCCUCCCUCUCCUCGUCUACUCUCCUCCCUCUCCUCGUCUACUCCCUCUCCUCGUCUACUCUCCUCCCACUCCCCGUUGACCCUCCUCCCUCACCUCGUUUACUCUGAUCUGAAAACACAAGACCGGUGAAACCAACAGCAAAAUAUAAUCAUAUUCAGAUCUGUUGUAAAAUGCACAAUAAACUGUAGAUUCAUUAAUUAGCUUGGAAGAAUGCCAGGAGAUUGACUUUAGUCUCUUUUACUUUCAUAGGUGUGCAGAUGGAGUGGAGACAAGGACAGGAAGCCACUGUAGACUAUUGAGAUGCAGCCUUGUUUUAAUUCAUAGGUGUGCAGAUGGAGUGGAGACAAGGACAGGAAGCCACUGUAGACUAUUGAGAUGCAGCCUUGUUUUAAUUCAUAGGUGUGCAGAUGGAGUGGAGACAAGGACAGGAAGCCACUGUAGACUAUUGAGAUGCAGCCUUGUUUUAAUUCAUAGGUGUGUAGAUGGAGUGGAGACGAGGACAGGAAGCCACUGUAGACUAUUGAGAUGCAGCCUUGUUUUAAUUCAUAGGUGUGUAGAUGGAGUGGAGACGAGGACAGGAAGCCACUGUAGACUAUUGAGAUGCAGCCUUGUUUUAAUUUUAUUUUCACUCGUCCUCUGGCUGGUUCAGAUGACUAUCUUACUUUUGGAAUCUGAAGUAUUUAUAUAUCUGCACAAUGUAGGGGGAGAGAAAACAAACGAUCAAAUCUAAUCUUUAUGUGCAUGUCUUUUUCUGUUGUUUCUCUAGUUUUGGCUUGUUGUGGGUAUUGUAGAUUCAUUUUUUCAUGUUUGUCAUCGUGGUUUAGAUCUGUCUUUACAGUCUGGAGGGAUUACUGUGUGGUGGGUACUUUUAAACACCUGUUUCUCUCUGAUAAUAAUAAACCUGAUUCUGGGGA